Molecule: messenger RNA, 888 nt
Organism: Habropoda laboriosa
Lineage: Eukaryota; Metazoa; Arthropoda; Insecta; Hymenoptera; Apidae
Gene: geminin
Product: geminin
Exons: 5
Coding region: 163-687 (174 amino acids)
Biological process (GO): negative regulation of cell cycle; negative regulation of DNA replication
Cellular component (GO): nucleus
Source: RefSeq, a predicted model, not a curated record
CUUUGCAAUUUAUACAUUUGAAGUAUCUAAAUAUUUAUUAUCAAAACAUCUUAGUAUGAAAAUAUAAGAGUUAAACUACUGUUCUACCACUCUGUGCACAAAAACCGUUAUCAUAUUUUCUCUGAACUACGUAAUUGACUCGCGUUCGUAACGGCCGCUAUCAUGAAACCUGGAGGUGGUACAAAGCUUUCUGCCGCCAAAACUGUUGCUUCUGAGGAUAAGGUCAGAAAGUCUUUGCACGCUUUGCAGCCAGCAGCCAGCGACAAAGAAAACUUAGUUGGUGGUGGAAGGAUGCUUAGGUCUGCUCUGCCAACAAAGGACACAAUUAAAAGUGAUGUUACUGAAAAAACAAAAAAUGAUGCUCCAAAACGCAAGAAAAUAGUCUCCAAGGAUAAGGCUGUUCAGACUGCAAGAGGAGGAAAGAUUAAGAUUGAAGUUGAAGAUUUAACAUCUGAAGCUGGACCUAGUGAAAAUUAUUGGGAAGUACUGGCUGAAAGACGACGGAUAGCACUUGAAGACUCGUUAGAAGACAACAAAGAGCUGAGCGAACGCGUUGAAAAAUUAGAAGAAGAAAAUCGUAUUUAUAAAGAAAUGUUAGAUGAAUCGAGAGCACUAGUUGAAGUUCUACAGGAAAUGAUCGGGGAAGAUAGAAACGAUAUAAAUAAUUCCCUGGAAGAUACCCUUUAAUUUAACAAUUUGCUAUCGGGUGCCCAAUAGUGCCUUGCGAUACAAACACAGGGAUAUGCAUCUCCAUAUUGGAGAUAAUAUAUACGAUGCACUCGUCAUUGAAAAAAAGGUGGAAAAAAUGACGAGUUGUAUGAUAAAAAAAAGUCUGAGUAGAGCUUGAAAUAGAGGAUUCUCAAUAUAGUUUUAGUUCAAUUUAAUCGU